Molecule: messenger RNA, 461 nt
Organism: Aspergillus piperis CBS 112811
Lineage: Eukaryota; Fungi; Ascomycota; Eurotiomycetes; Eurotiales; Aspergillaceae
Exons: 3
Coding region: 77-325 (82 amino acids)
Source: RefSeq, a predicted model, not a curated record
CCCUACUUACUUUUUCUAUCUUACAAAAGAAUCAAGAAACUCUCUCGACUUCGCAGAUACUGAGCAAACUCUAACCAUGCCUCUCGUCGUUCCCGGAAUCAACAACACCUCUGGUGGUGCCAGCCAAGAGGAGUGGCUCAACAAGCUGGCGGGGAAGAAACUCACUGAGUCGUCGAGUGAUGUGACUUCAUUUGCGAAGAAGGACCUCCCCCAGCAACACCGUGUGCUCAAACCUGGUGAUGCUAUGACAAUGGAUAUGAGGCCAGAGCGGAUGAACAUCCACUUGGGUGACGAUGGCACUGUUCAUAAUGUGACCUUUGGUUAGAGGGUGAUACUUGAUGUCUGGAUUACGACUUAUAAAGAUGUGAUGUGACUUGUUACGAUAUUAUUAUUAUGGGACGAUCUUUUAUGUACUAUUCUGAGAGGGAUGUAUUGAAAUAAUGUUGUUCUUUAUAGUGUGA